UGGACCAUCACGCCACGAGCUGACGCAUCGAACCCUUUACCUCCAAACCCGACGGCUCUUGCUGUGCCGCACCCGUAGAGGGGCAACUUGCGGCUUAACUUCUUCUGUGCCGCAUCCGUCGAAACACAGCUGCUGCACUUACCCGAGACACCUUGAAAGAUUAUCCAUAUCUGAAAAUAGAGAAGAUGUACGUGUUAGGACUCCUAUAUGAGGCAGGGUAGAGGAAAGACACAUCCGUCUCCACUAGUGACAUUAAGUGUAUACAAACAUCAAACGCAUUGUGUAAUAUCAAAAGCUAAUUUAGCAUAAAUUCGUCGAAUAUUUACAAUUCCUUCUUUGAUGUUUUAGCUAGAUGAUAACUACCAGCCUCUCUUCUUAAAUCCGUGGAUGGAUGUGCGAUAUUUCAACUGAACUUUGCGUAUAGGUCCCGGUUAAGUGAGGAUGACGACAUUCAAGACAAAUGAACAAGUGGAGGAAAGAUCGAGAGUAAUGCAAUACACAAGACUUGGCUAAGGUACUUCCAGUAUUGACUUAUACACUUCAGGAAGGAGAGGAAGAGAGACAUGUUCUGAAAAUCUUAUUCUGGACGACGCAUAAUGUUUCCCUGUUACAAACUUUCUGAGCGUCUCUGAAACACCGCGCUGUUCUCCAGGGCCCCAACUCCACUUGAUGACAUCAGCCAAGAAGAUGACGUCCCGCCCCGCAGUACCGUCGGUGAUGUCACUUGUGGUGUUGUGGACUACCUUACUCUACCUGCCAGGUUGUGUGUGGUCAUGGUCACGGGCACCUCGUCACGUAGUGCCGCCACCCACCAUCCCGGGGCCCACCCUCCCACCGGUGUUUGACCCACUCGUGCCCACCAACGUCACCGUCACCGCCUCCAAGACGGCCCUUCUCUCCUGCGUCGUCCACAACCUUGGCAAUAACUCUUUUCCACGAGACCCUUGUUACUCCAAUGACGUCACGCCUCAACUCCAGGUGUCGUGGAUCAGACACAGGGACCUACACAUACUGACGGUGGGACCUACCACCUACACAAGUGACUCAAGGUUCGCGGCGGUGCAGCAUGCGGGAAAAGGCGACUGGAUGUUGCGGCUACAAUACGCCAGCCCGCGGGACUCGGGUCAGUACGACUGUCAAGUGUCCAGUACCCCGCCCACCGCCCGCACCACCCUCCUAACUGUUGUAGAACCACAAGCCAAGAUCCUACGGGCCCCAGACAUCCACGUGGGGAUUGGCUCACCCAUCAACCUGACGUGUGUGGUACCUUACUCGCCAGAACCACCAGACUACCUACACUGGUACCACAAGGAACGGAUGGUGAGGGAGGACAGGGUGCGCGUGUGGGUCAGGACUCAGCUGGCUAGUCGGAGUGUGAGCCAGCUGGUGGUGAAGGAGGCAGCACCUGGAGACUCGGGCGUCUACACCUGCAGUCCCGCCCACUCCCGCGAGCACUCCAUCACCGUGCACGUCCUCACAGGAGAAUACCCGGCAGCGAUGCAGGGAGGGUCGUCGGUGAGGUACGCAGGCCGCAACGUGUGGGCUCUCCUCCUGACCGUUGUUGUCCUCACCACACUGUCCAGCCCGCUCCUAGUACCCUAUUUUUAUAUGUAAAUAAACAUGUUUUGCAGAAAUAA
Molecule: messenger RNA, 1637 nt
Organism: Homarus americanus (American lobster)
Lineage: Eukaryota; Metazoa; Arthropoda; Malacostraca; Decapoda; Nephropidae
Product: hemicentin-1-like
Exons: 8
Coding region: 670-1614 (314 amino acids)
Biological process (GO): synapse organization
Cellular component (GO): neuron projection membrane
Source: RefSeq, a predicted model, not a curated record